ACCCAGCUGAUCAGAGCUGUGGUAUUCUGCCACAGAGGCAGGGAGAGAGGCUGCGUGACUGGAGAAAAGAAAAGAGAAGAUAAAAGGAAGCAGUUAAAGUCUUUGUGAUUUUAACACGGAGAAUAUACAAAGAGAAGAGCUGAAGAGAAAUGUCUUCUUCCCUUCAUGGGAAACUGGGAACUCGUAUGAAGAGAGAGGCUCUGUGGAAAGAUGUGAGAGCCGUUUGCAGGGUGGAAAUCUGAAGAAGAAGCACAGAAAAGGAUCAGUCAGUCAGGCUCUGGAAACCAGUCCAGUGAAUCCUUGAGUCAAAAAGAGGGCUGAAGAACCCCCCUUUAAAAGAGGAGGGAUGUCUUGGCUGUCACCCGUGUCAUGGGCCAAAUGGACGUGGACGGCGGUGCGAGGGGGAGAGGAGGAUGAAGAGGGGCAGGAGGCCAGCGAGGAGAGGGAACAGCAUGUAGAGAGAGGAGAGGAAGAGGAGGAGGAGGAGAGAUCUCAAGGCUUCAGCUCUGACUCAGACGGUCAUUUUGACACUCCUGAAGCAGCAACUCCUGUCCGCGCCCCUCCAACGUUCCCAGGAGAGCUGGAGAACAACGACACUGAUGCGGAAAAAACAGAUGUGUAUCAGGAGGAGCAGCUGAUAGUGACGGUUCCUGUUUGGGAUCAGGAUAUUUUGCUCAGCAACAACAUGGGUCAGGAUGAGCCUGCAGUCCCUGUGGGUGGCCCACUGGAAGUAAACAUACAGACCCUGGAAACAGGGCAGACAGAGAGUCUUCCAGAAGCCUUGGGCUCUGUGGCUGGCCCGGCUCCAUCCUCAGUGAGGGAAACGCCUGAAGUGGUUGAAUGCACAACACCACCCUGUGAGCCACCCCAAGCCCCAGUCCCCGCCCUAGUUACAGAUCCUGUCCUGGAUGUGGCUCCUGCUCCAGCCCUCACUCCUGCUCCAACUCUAGCUCCCAAUCCAGCUCUAGCUCCCGAUCCAGCCCUAGCUCCUGCUCCAACUCUAACUCCUGCUCCAACUCUAACUCCUGCUCCAGCCCUAGCUCCUGCUCCAGCCCUAGCUCCCGAUCCAGCCCUAGCUCCUGUUCCAGCCCUAGCUCCUGUUCCAGCCCUAGCUCCCGAUCCAGCCCUAGCUCCUGUUCCAGCCCUAGCUCUUGAUCCAGCUCCAGCUCCUGUCCCUGUUCCUGUUCCAACCCCAGAACCAGACUCAGUCCAGAGCAGGGAAACUGUAGCCAGCCCAGCUCCAGAGCCCCCUGAGCAGAAACCUCUUGCUGAACCAGAACCACAGUGCAAUGGCCUCAAACAGACAGAGCCUACUCCAAAGCUUAAAACCAGCAAAUCUAAGCCGCCAUCCCUUAAGGUGAAGGCUUCACUGGAUGAGCUGGCACAAACAAAUGAGGAGCAGGAACUUCCUGUUCCUAAGGCCACUUACAAAUUCGACCCUGACCAGCUGGAUGACAGCUUUAACCCCUUCGUCUGCGGCGGAUCCAAAAUCCCAAACUCUCCACCACCAUUUGGCUCAAGCUCCUUACCCAGACUAGAGCCACUCGGUAGCUCUUUUCCCACCUGUGAGGCAGACAGCUCAGCCGCUCCAGCAGAGGUGGAAAUAACUGAGCCAGCAUCAGAGGCAAAGCCUGUGAUGCUGGAGUUCGGUCUGGAAGAGGGGACAGUCACCAAGCCACCUCCAAGGAAAUUAGGUGGUAGAAAGACAGUCAGCAAACUUGCAGCUAGGAAGCAGAAGGCCAAAGGAUCAGGGCCUUCCUGCAAACCAGCACCAGAACCCACAGAAACAGAUUCUCAACCAGUAUCAGAACCUGUUUCUCAACCAGCAUCAGAAUCUAAAUGUCAACCAGCAUCAGAACUUGUUUCAGAUCCUCUUCCAGAACCUGCUUUGCCAGUUUCAGACUCUACUGCACCUCUGAACGUGGACGAUAUUCCUAUCCCUAAAAAGGGAACAUAUAACUUUGAUCCCAGUCAGUGGGACGACCCGAACUUUAAUCCGUUUGGUGGCAACAGCAACGUGAGCAGCUCUCCAACGCUCCCCAAAGGCUCCUAUAGUUUUGAUCCAGACAACUUUGACGACUCUGUGGACCCUUUUAAACCCUCUAAAACAGCAAGCAGCGAGGACUCGUCCAUUAGUGCCCCUAAGCCAGAGAGAAAAGUAAAAGAUGGAGGCAAACAGAAAGCAGGGCAACCGGCGGAGGAGAAGAAAGUAAAGCAGAUUCCCAAAAAAAGCAAAGAGAGGACCAUCACCCCCAGGACAUCUGAACAAGUCAAGUUUCUCUGUUUUCUGUUGAAUUCCUGUAAAGUUCAGACGUACGAUGAGAGCCAGUCCUUGGUGCUUGACGUGUGUGAUCAGGAGGUGGAGGAGGUGGUGGCUCAGACUCCAGAGAUCACUCAGAGAGUUCAUCACGCCACUGACGAGGAGAAGCUCGCCUCCACUGGCAUUAUGGGACAGACAGCAGACAGUGUGGAGGAGCGAGGAGAACCUGAAGGCAUCAAUGCAUCUGUGAAAAAACAGCCUAUCAAGGAGAUAUCUGUCAUGGACGGUCCUGAGAGUAAGAUUGCAGAUCAGCCAGAAGAGAAGGACACCUGCAGUCUGAAAGCUGAUAUAAGUGAGAUAUCCAUGAACCAGACAACAAAGCUGUACAGCAGUGAAGACCCAGUCACAGCAGCCCUGUCCCAGGGUAACAUCCCUCUGAGUGAGAUGGACAAGGCCGCAGUGCUCACCCUGAUCAGAGAGGAGAUCAUCACUAAAGAGAUCGAGGUCAAUGAGUGGAAGAGGAAGUAUGAGGAGAGUAGGGCUGAGGUUAUGGAGAUGAGGAAAAUUGUUGCAGAGUAUGAGAAAACAGUUGCACAGAUGAUUGAGGACGAGCAGCAGCAGAAGACCCUGUCCUGCAGUAAGUCACUCAGACAGUUGACCGUGGAAAGAGAUCAGGCCAUGGCCGACCUCAACUCUGUGGAGCGCUCCUUCGCAGACCUCUUCAGGCGGUAUGAGAACAUGAAGGGAGUCCUGGAGGGCUUCAAGAAGAAUGAGGAGGUGCUGAAGAAGUGCGCACAGGACUACCUGAUGCGGAUCAAGCAGGAGGAGCAGCGAUACCAAACCCUCAAGGUGCAUGCUGAGGAGAAACUGGACAAGGCUAAUGAGGAGAUAGCCCAGGUACGUGCCAAGGCCAACUCUGAGGGUGUCGCACUAAACGCCAGCCUGAGGAAAGAGCAGAUGAAGGUGGAGUCACUUGAAAGAGCUGUCCUUCAAAAGAAUCAAGAGAUCGAGGAGCUCACUAAGAUCUGCGAUGAACUGAUUGCCAAACUGGGAACAGAAUAAGAGGCCUUUAAUCAAACUCUCUGCAACAUUGCUGUAAAUACUGUACAUGAUCACACACAUGAGCACACAUCACCCUUUUCUUUCUCUCUGCUCAUUUGUUUUUCAAAAAUGCAUUUAAACGGUUGCUCUUUUCAGACGGAAAUUUGAAACCAGAGCACUAAUUGUUCAUAGUGAUAAUCAUGUCAUAGCUGGUGAAGAAGCACAAAGUUAUCUUGAGGUGUAUUUUAAUUAUUUUGAAGGAGAUUUAUUGAGGCGUGGUUCAGGAUUCACAGUAAAGGCUCAUCUUAUUGUUCAAAGAUUUUGUUAACUGUUGAUCCUUUUUUUUGAUAAAUGGAAACCUAUUUCUGCUAAUGUGAUGAUUUUUUUUCUUUUACUGGCAGAAAUGGGCUUCCAUGUUGAAAUGUGUUCUAUAACAAAGAAUUUCCAUAACUGCUUUAUACAGCAUGUUUAACACAAAACUGUAGGAAAUAACGAUGGAAUUAAGGGAAGGACGAUGCGGGUUUAAAGCACAGACAUCUUUUAGCACAGUGUGUCUACACUAUAAAUAAUAAUAUAACAGUGUUGAUGAUACAGUCUUCAGAAAGGACAAAUCUCUAUUGAGUGCCUAACAUGAUUGCAGUGUAUGAGUUUCCUGGACUAUAGAUUUUUCUCGCUGCCAUUUCUUUUCUGAUACGGUUUCGUCCUUCAUCAGCAAAUAAACUUUAAGUAACAUUACUUAUAAACUACACUGUAAAAAAUGUUUGUAGAAAUUACAGUAAAAAACUGUCAAAUUACAUCAGAAAUGGGGUGUAAAAUUAAAAAAUUGUGUAUCACCGUAGUAGACACUUUUAAUUACUGUAGAUCAAAGAAUAGCACAAAACUUUUACUUUUACUCUCAUAAACUGUAGGAAACACAGUUUGGCUGUAAAAUAUAAAGUUUUCAUGUAAAGUUAAUGGAGAAAUUACAAUUACACAAUUACUCUAAAAAUAAUGGGACUAUUCAGUCUAAAUGACAGUUUUUGCUGAUAUUUACAUUUAAAUUUACAGUCGAAAAUCCACUCACUGUAUUUUUUACGGUGAAGUUCUGGCAACCACAGCUGCCGGUAUUUUACCGUAAAUUAAACAGAUUAUUUUUUACAGUGUAUUUCUUAAGUUGCCUUUGAGCUUGAUGAGUUUGUUGGUCUGCUUCACACAAUAACAUAUACAAUGUGUGAUGAUGAAGUCCUCAGUUAUGCAGAGUUUGUACUUAAACCACAGACUUUUGACAUUAUUAUUAUUCCUACCAUAGAUCUCUGGGAUUGUUCCCAUAAGAAGAGCACUUAAGAGACUUGAAAUUCUGUUCUAUAAUCUCUAAUGCAUUUGAUAGUUUGACGGUAAUGGGUGGAAAUUAAAUUUAAGUUUGGAACUUAAGUAGUAAAAACUUUGCUCUUAUCAUACUGUAAUAUUACAUUACAUUACAUGUCAUUUAGCAGACGCUUUUAAACCAUGUGUCAUGUUUAAUUUCAUAUCCAGUCAUUGCCAUGUAGAUAUUUUUGGAUUAUAUUCAUAUUAUGUGUAAGCCCAAAUGUUGCUGGUGUGCCUUUAUUUUGUCUAUAUUGUAAAGAAAAAAAAGUUUUCUUAGCUCCUUCAUGCAGUUGUUUCCAAACUCCUUUGCCAAAGUGAACUGUAUACAGCUUUUAUGAUUGAGACAUACUGAACCACAGUGAGUUGUAAUGAGGUUGCAGUUAAGGUGAACGUCUGUGUUUUUUGGUGAGUUUAUUAUAUUAUAAUAUCUCCAUUGCUAACAUCAGCAUUUUCUGGUCUGACUGAACCUGAAGGAGCGCACAAGCAGUUUUGUCCAGAUGUGUUUCAGAUCUAAGGGACAGACUCCUCUAUGGACGCCUUGUUCCACAUCAGCACAAUCAGUUGCCAAAUGUCCUUGUAAAAUGAGUUUCAGUGUGACUCUGUGUCCAAUUGUUGUGGUGUUACAUGAGUCUGAAGGUGCUUUUCGAUGCAAAUCCAUUGUUACAGUACAAUAUGUGUAAAUUUUAUACUUUAUGAAAAGAAUAUUGUUGCUAAUAUUUGUACAAUUCAAGAGUUCAGUAUAUCCAGAUUGUAUGUUAACUGCUAUAUUUUGUGCAUUCCUGAAUAAAUGGUAAAGAUUU
Centropristis striata (black sea bass) is the source of this 5445-nucleotide messenger RNA. It is a transcript of the gene tacc1, whose product is annotated as transforming, acidic coiled-coil containing protein 1. Bases 347 to 3322 code for a protein of 991 amino acids. Gene Ontology annotation, biological process: cell population proliferation; mitotic spindle organization; cerebral cortex development. Gene Ontology annotation, cellular component: cytoplasm. Lineage: Eukaryota; Metazoa; Chordata; Actinopteri; Perciformes; Serranidae. The record is from RefSeq and is a predicted model, not a curated record. The transcript is spliced from 14 exons.